This is a messenger RNA of Paramisgurnus dabryanus, 3627 nucleotides long. RefSeq names its product tripartite motif containing 105 (gene trim105). The record is from RefSeq and is a predicted model, not a curated record. Gene Ontology annotation, molecular function: metal ion binding; protein binding. Lineage: Eukaryota; Metazoa; Chordata; Actinopteri; Cypriniformes; Cobitidae.
UGUUCAUAGGGAGCAGACUCUGCGUCAUAAUGAAAGUAAAGGGAAAGCAGUUGUCAAGUGACUCCUUCAGUGUCUGCGCUUGUCUGUAAAUACUGUGUAAAACUCUUCCUCAAACUUAACAGAAAACCACACGAAAGCAGAGAGGUGUCAGAAGUGAAAGUGAAAGAGACCCCAGUAAAUGCAUUAGACAUGGCAUCCAGCAAGGGUAAGCAGAGUCUGAGGGAAGAUCUGACAUGUGCCAUCUGCUUUGAGCUCUUCAAAGAUCCCGUCCUGCUGGACUGCAUGCAUCAUUUCUGCAGGACAUGCAUCACGUCUUACUGCAGGACUGUCAGGGGUCCGGUGGCCUGCCCUCAGUGCAGAAAAGAGAUUUCCAACAAACGCUUUCAGACCAACUAUUUAGUAGCAGGUUUGGUGGAUAAGGUCAGGGCCAACUCCAGCUCUGGAUCUGUCAAGUAUUUAGAGAAGCAAUUAAGGGACUGUCUGGAGUCACAGCGCUCCAUAAAAGAUACUUACAUCCUCAUGAUCCGUGAAGACAAAGACAGGAUGGAUAAAAUACAAAAAAUAGGAGCUGAGCUGCAGGGCCGAGUGCACAGUGACUUUCAGGCUCUGCAUAACUUCCUGCGGGUGGAGGAGGAGACCAUGAUGGAGGAUUUAAGGAGAGACCAGGAGGAAAUGCUGCAGGGACUGGAGCGACAUCUGGAGGUCUUACAGGUGGCCAUCAGGGACGUGGAACAGAACAUCAACACGCUAAGACAGACUGCCAACAGCGCAGACCAAUCUGUGCUCAUAGAGCUACCAGAAUUGAAUUCAAGACCACCUCUGCAAGAGCUGAAUGUCAACAUCAAUGCUUUUAAAAGCAAAUUCAUCGCUCCUCUUCAGUACACUAUGUGGAGAAAGAUGUUUCAACAUUUACAGCCAGGCCCAGCCCCAUUGAUAUUUGAUGAGGACACUGCUCACCCCAGCCUACAACUUUCAAGGAACAAAACCCAAGUGGUUGAGAGCGACAACAUGCACAUCUACACAUCCAACGCAAAACGCUUCCUCCAGUGCGUCAACAUUCUCGCGACCGAGGGCUUUCAUACAGGCAGCCAUUAUUGGGAAGUGGAUGUGAGCAAUAGUCUGAAAUGGGAUUUAGGCGUCGCGCUGGAAUCUGUGAAUCGUCAGGUCAGAGUCAUACUGUGUCCGGAGAAUGGGUACUGGACCCUCCGGCUCCGGAAUGGAAACCAGUACUCCGCCGGCACCCAGCCCUGGACGCCACUGGCGGUGAUGGCCUCUCCAAGAAGGAUUGGGGUUUUUCUGGAUUGUGAGGAAAGGAAAGUGUCAUUUUAUAAUGCAGAUAAUAUGACCCUGCUGUAUUCAUUCUCAGACGGGCCGAGAGGAAAAGCAUUACCUUUCUUCAGCCCCUGCGUUAGCGAACGUGGUCAGAAAGCCCAGGCUAUCCGAAUUCUCCACUUUCCAUCUCAGUGUCCAUUGGAGUUUUAAAAGUGCAUUGCGUGAUGUUAUGCCAGUCAUUUGGUUUAGUUGAAGGAUUUUGUGUUGUAAAAUGGUUAUCACCGAUGCUUUAUUAGAGCCAUGCAGAUAUAAUAACAGUAAUCGAUCACUCUACGAUGAAUUUAUUGUAUGUUGUGUGUGUACUUAUCAGGCAGAUAAUUAUUUUUGUGCCAGUUUUGUGUAGAUACACAAAGAUAUGAUUUUACAAUGGAUUUGGGUCCGAAACAUUAUUGUAAUUGUUGGAAAAAUAACCUGGGUAGCUGUAGUUUCACAAAUGCAGUUAUUUUUUAUUCUCUCGCUAACGCAAGUAUUAUAAAAAUGAAAGAGCAACUCUACAUACUGUAUACUGUAAAUCAAUUACUAUUUUAAUCUGAUUUGUUGACUUUAUAUUAUGCGAAAUGCACUUUGCACAAAUACUUUUAAUUGUUGUGUUACAGAAAGAAAUUAUAGAUCAUUUCAUAAAAUCAAAUGAAUAUGUUAAUAAUGUUUGUAGCCAUAUCAUUCCCCCCCAAUUCUUACCGAAAAAGGGAGCGUACCUCUCGUUUCUGCUUUGUCAGUAGUUAAUGUUCAUUUUCUUUGUAGUCAGUAAAUGUGAAGCUGCUUUAGUUCUUCCUGUCCAUCAUGGUGUCAAGGCUCAGUGAUGAGAAAAUGUUUAUUUUUGAUUUAUUUCGAACUCUUCCUUCCUUUUGAAUGGACAAAAACAAGCAUUCUGUUUUAUCAACCCUCAUAUAUUUCAGAUAUUAUUAUUAUUAAUGCAUGCUUUUUAUGCACAACCUAUAAAUCACACAUACUUCUCUCUGUAAUUACAUUGCUUAUUUCGAUUAUGUACCGCAAUUGUUCGUGUGGGGGUGCACCUGGGGUGGCAUCCCGGAUGCAGACAACAGUAAGGAUGGGACUGCCAUUAUCUGUUAGAGCAGGCAAGUGUGUGGACAUCCUCUUUCCUCCUGCCCCCUGUAAGGGGUCACACAAACAGAAUACGAGCUCGGGUGCCCUCCAACCACUUUAUUGUCAACUGGGGACUGGGGGUUUGGGGCUGUUUUGGCUGCUGGAAAUAAGAGCGACGCUCAGCCCUCCUCCACAGGGUCAGAUUGCCUUUAAACACGGUGAACAGCCAUGAUUUAAACAGCCUAUUAACAUUCCAGCCCUUUGGCUUUGUUCAAAGCAUUUAACACACGGCUGAAGCAUCUAGUGCUUUCAUUUAUAAAGCUGGACUUGUUUGUCCUACAAUGUUUUUUUACUGAAUCUACGUGUAUAAUAAAUGUCAGGUGGAUUCUUUUACAUGACACAUAUGUCUGUCAAUCAUUGAGACUAUACAUGUAAAUACAGUCUUAUAACAUUUAUUUUUUGUCAUGGGUUACUAAAUGUCCAAUUUUUAUUACUUCACUGCAAAAAUGUCUUAAAAAUGGCCAGAAUAAAAAGAAAGGUCAGUCAUUUCCCUGAAAAAAAAGUGUUUAUCUGAAGACAGCUGUCAUUACUACCUAUAUUUGAUUGAAUAUAUGCAAGACAGUGUGUUGUAUCUUGUUGUUGGCAGUGUUGUUACAGAAGUUCCUGGUGAUGAGUGACAUGCUCUUAUUUCCUUCUGAUGAGCGGUAGAGUUAGUAAUGUGUUUCCUGACCGCAGGAUGUGGAAGAAGAAAUCAUGGCACUUCAAGGUCUUGUCCUUGAGCUGGAAUAUAAAGAACACUGCUAAAGGAAACAACGCUUUUCAUGUCUAAGACAGGAAAAAGUCAAUAAUAAUAUAAUAAUGUCUACAUAUUAACAAUUUUAUCAUUAUUUGGACCAUAUUUUGCAUAAUUGUAUUGCAUAAAUAAUUCAUGUAGUAGGUCAUGUGCAAUAUUUUCUUUUUUGGGAGGAAUUCGUUUUUGAUUAUUUGAGCAUUAUAGGUACUUUACAAAAAGGUUUUAUUAGUACACAUUAGUAAAUGCAUUAACUAACAUGAACAAACAAUAUAUUUUUUCAGAAUGUAUUCAUUCUUUUUAAUGAUUAUUACUGUCAAUGCAGUUCAAAAUUCAUGCUAGUUCAUGGUGCUUUAAUUCGUGUUAACAGUUACGAUGCUUGAAAUAAAUGUUAAAGUAAAUGCCGAAAUUAACAUGAAGAUUAAUAAAUGCUGUAGAAGUUUUGCUCAUUGUAAGAUAAU